Messenger RNA from Choloepus didactylus (southern two-toed sloth), 2446 nucleotides. It is a transcript of the gene LRMDA, whose product is annotated as leucine rich melanocyte differentiation associated. The transcript has 6 exons. The record is from RefSeq and is a predicted model, not a curated record. Gene Ontology annotation, biological process: melanocyte differentiation. The coding region runs from base 63 to 863 and encodes 266 amino acids. Lineage: Eukaryota; Metazoa; Chordata; Mammalia; Pilosa; Megalonychidae. Gene Ontology annotation, molecular function: protein binding.
CCAGGUGCAGCCCAGGUGCGCCGCGGGCCACCUGUUGAAGCGCGCGGUGCGGGUUCACGUGCAUGAGGGCCCGGCCGAGGGGCCGCGCGGGGCGCACAGCUGAGCCGCGUCCCGGCGCCCCGCCAGGGCCUCGGGCUUCCGCCGGGUCAGCUGACCGCCCGGCGCGGAACUGCGCGCCCUGCCCGCGCUCCCCGCCCCGCGCCCAGACCCGCGCCGCGCGCCCGCCCCGUCCCGCCAUGGCCGGGCUCGUGGUCAGUGGAACUCAAGUGUCCUACAUCGGCCAGGACUGCAGAGAAAUUCCAGAGAGCCUCGGGAGGGACUGUGGACAUUUUGCAAAGAGGCUCGAUCUCAGCUUUAACCUUCUGAGGUCACUGGAAGGACUGAGCGCGUUCGGGGGCCUGGAGGAGCUCGUCCUGGACAACAAUCUGCUGGGGGACGGCCUCGCGUUGCCGCGGUUACCCCGGCUCCACACCCUCACCCUCAACAAGAACCAGAUCACUGAUGUGGAGCGUCUGCUGGAUCACCUGGCAGAAGUGACACCAGCCCUGGAGUAUCUCAGCCUGCUGGGAAACGUGGCGUGCCCCAACGAGCUGGUGGGCCUGGACAAGGAUGAGGAAGACUACAGGAGGUACAGAUGCUUUGUUCUGCACAAGCUGCCCAACUUGAAGUUUCUGGAUGCCCAGAAAGUAACCAGAUGGGAACGUGAGGAGGCGUUGGUCAGAGGGGCAUUCAUGAAGGUGGUCAAACCCAAGAAACUCAGGCAACACAAGAGUUUUGCAAGGACAAGAGUUUGUGCAUCAGUCCUACCCUACGUAUUUUUUCACGUUUUGAAAUAUCUAGAGGUCAUAAGAGCUGACGAAUAGUGAAACGUCUAUCUUUGUGAUUUUACAAGUACUGCCCUGAUCAACGACAAAAAAAGAACUUUGUCAAGAUAUGUGGAAAAGACCCUACUUUCUAAAGCAUGGCGUGUAGAACGUGAGUGUGUGUGAAUUUAAUGGAACUAAUGAUAGAUACAUUAGGGAGUGAUUAUUCUAAUUACUAAACGAUUCACAGUAGGGUUUCUUACAAUAGCAAAUGCUUUCCAUUUCUACUCUUUUUGCCAGUUUAUAAUAUGGUUCACAAACAUAAAAGCUCCAUGUCUCAAAAUUCUGAUGGCAUUCACUGAUCCACUUGGAUAAAUUUUUGUGACAUCCCAAGAGAGGACUGGGGUGGGAGAGGCUAGAUGGGUGUGUAGGCAUAUGGAAAAGGUUGGUGUAGAAUCUUAUUUCUUGAAUUUUUGCCAGUAGCAACUGCCUUUAUUACUAAUCAACUUUGUCCUAAAAGUAAUACUCUAUCUUGUAUAGUACUUUGCAUAUUACAAAUUUCUUUCAUAUGCGUGUUUUCAUUUAUUCCUCAUAAGACUUUUGUGUGGUAACUCUCAGUGGUCCCAUUUUAUUACUGAAGAAAGGAAACAGAGAGUUAAAGUGACUUGUCAAAGGCCAUGCAACUUGUAAGGGCAAGAGCUAGACUCAAACCAGGUUCUUCUCCCUCCACAACAAUUGGCCAACUUGUUGGGUAUGUCUGAAUCCAUGCUUGCUGGGUUACCAUGCUUGUCACAGUGCUCUUUCAGUAUGACAGACACCUGCCACAGUGUUUCCAAAUCCAAUCCCCAGUUUUAUUUCUUGGACACAUUUUUCAUGAUGUGUUGAGGAUGCUAAGACCUUGUUUCAAAUAUCUUUCCAGGUCAGAAGCCUCUUAGCCCUGCAGGGUCAGCUGGUAACCCAUGUGCAUCUGGUGGAUUUGCUCUCCUUGAGAGCUUCAGAAUGGCUGAACCAAUUAGCUUUUGCUGUGUAACAAACACCCCCUCCCUCAAAAUUAGUGGCUUAAAACAACCAAUAUUUAUUAAGUUCACAAUUCUAGAAGUUGGCAAUUUGAGCUGGACUCAGAUGGAUGGUUCUCUGAACUCAGAGUAGUCUCAGCUUUUCUCUGCUGGGCUAUGUCAGGGUCUGUGGUCCUGACUGGGACAUCUGGGAUGGCUUAGAUGACUGGGGCUUGUCUCCAUAUGGUCCCCCAACUCUUGGCAGGCAAGCCACAGUCUUGUUCAUGUGGCGAUUACCUAGUUCCAAGAGCCGCAAGGGAGUAAACCCCAGUACACAGGCAUUUUUCAAGUCUCUGUUUGCAUCUCCUUUACUACUAUCUUUUUGGUCAGAGCAAGUGCAUGGCCAUGCCAGGGUCAGCAUGGAAUGGGACUAAUCAGGGACAUGACGAAAGGAGGCUUGAGCCGAUUGGAGGGCAUCACUGCACAGUCUACCACAACUGCCAAAUCAAGCUUUUCUUUCCUUCCAAACUUUUUGAGUGGAGUUACAAGGCCCUGAAAAACCAGUAGAUGCUUUCUCUUCAAAGAGCUGUUUCCCAAUUGUUACUCCCUCUAAACUGUGUCAACUCAGUAAACUUGCCCCUUUACAAA